Molecule: messenger RNA, 2082 nt
Organism: Merops nubicus (carmine bee-eater)
Lineage: Eukaryota; Metazoa; Chordata; Aves; Coraciiformes; Meropidae
Product: zinc finger ZZ-type and EF-hand domain-containing protein 1-like
Exons: 14
Coding region: 1-2082 (693 amino acids)
Biological process (GO): protein ubiquitination; regulation of synaptic plasticity
Cellular component (GO): postsynapse
Molecular function (GO): ubiquitin-like protein ligase activity
Source: RefSeq, a predicted model, not a curated record
AUGGAUAAUGCUAAUGAGCCUCACAACGUGAUCAUCCUGAAGCAUUUCACUGAGAAAAACAGGGCAGUCGUGGUAGACAUCAAAACCAGAAAGAGAAAAACAGUGAAAGACUAUCAGCUGAUUCAGAAGUGUGGGCAGGAAGGCAAUGAGUCCCAGACCCAGCUGAGACAGUAUCUCCAGCACUUUGUGCUUAUAUCCACACACCUUCUGCAGACCACCGUGGACAGUAGCUAUGCUGAGGCAGUGGAAGCCACUUGGGUCUUGUCACUCGCCCUAAAGGGGCUUUACAGAACACUUAAGAUUCAUGGCUUUAAGGAGGUCCAAGCUGCCUUUCUUCAGUCUGGUUUACUCAAGCUUCUAGUGAAGAAAUGUAGCAAAGGAACUGGCUUCAGUAAGACCUGGCUUCUCAGAGACCUGGAGAUUUUGUCAAUAAUGCUGUAUUCCUCAAAGAAAGAGAUCACUUCCCUGGCUGAACGUGAGGAUACUGAACUGGAAGAAAGGGAACAAGAUCAAGAUGUAGAGCAACCCAUUGUUGCUCCUGUUGAGUUGGAGCAGAACAAACUUGAUCCUCUGGAGGGUUUAGAUGAAGCCACCAAAAUAUGCUUCUUGAUGACACACGAUGCACUUAAUGCACCUCUCCACAUUCUUCGAGCCAUGUAUGAGUUGCAAAUGAAAAGAACAGACUCUUUUUUCCUGGAGGUUCAAAAGAGGUUUGAUGGAGAUGUAAUUACAACAGAUGAGAGGAUCCGGACUCUGGCUCAGAAGUGGCAACCCAGCAAGCGUCUGAGGCUGGAGGAGCAGAGUUCAAAGGCAGUAGACACAGAUAUGAUCAUCUUACCAUGCUUGUCAAAGCCUGCGCUCUGUGAGAAAGCCACAGAAGAAACCAAUCCAGUUGCCCAGAAGCUGAUAACCAACACAGAGAGUGACCUGCAGCUCAGUUAUGCCAAGCAACGUCGCACCAAGAGCUCAAUCCUCCUGCACAAGGAGCUGGACUCCAGGAGUAAGAAGGCUGUGAGGGACUACCUGUAUCGUGUCAACGAGGCGACCGCUGUUCUCUACGCCAGGCAUGUGCUGGCAUCGUUGUUAGCUGAGUGGCCAGAUGAUGUGGCAAUAAAUGAGGAAAUCCUAGAUCUUAGUGGCCCAGCCCAUAUGACAUACAUACUGGACAUGCUUAUGCAGCUAGAGGAAAAGCAGUUAUGGGAAAAAAUUCUCCAGAAGGUGCUGCAGGGGUGCAGUGAGGGCAUGCUGGGCACCAUGGCCCUGACAGCCUGCCAGUUCAUGGAGGAGCCCGGCAUGGCCGUCCAGCUGCGCGAGUCCAGGCACCCCUACAACAACAACACCAACUUCGAGGAUAAAGUUCACAUUCCUGGUGCUAUCUACCUCUCCAUCAAGUUUGACCCUCGGUGUAACACAGAAGAGGGCUGUGAUGAGCUGCUCAUGUCCAGCAGCAGUGAUUUCCAGCAGGAUCGGCACAGCUUCAGUGGCUCUCCACAGAAAUGGAACGACUUUGAGCUGCCAGGAGACACACUCUAUUACAGAUUUACUUCUGACAUGAGCAACACUGAGUGGGGUUAUAAGUUUACAGUGACAGCAGGUCAUCUGGGAAGGUUUCAGACAGGAUUUGAAAUUCUAAAGCAGAUGCUGUCUGAGGAAAGGGUAGUUCCUCACCUCCCCCUGGCCAGGAUUUGGGAGUGGCAGGUGGGGGUGGCGUGUCGCCAGACUGGCCACCAGCGCCUGAAGGCCAUCCACUUGCUCCUCAAGAUAGUGCAGUGCAGCACCCAGAGGGACUGUGACCUCACUUUGUUGAAGCCACUUUGGCAGCUUUUCACCCAUAUGGAAAACAACCUGUAUCAUGACAUGGCCAAGCCUGGAAUUCUCCUUCCUCUUCAUCGUGCACUUGCAGAACUCUUCUUUGUAACAGAGAACAGAGUUACUGAGCUUGGAUCUCUACAGGAGUAUUUGCUUGCCUUAAAUACUGAAGAUCAUCUUCAUCGCUGCACAGCACAGGCCCUGAAAAACAUUGCUGCUAUCAGCCUUGCCAUUAACUAUCCAAACAAAUCGACAAGUUUCUGGAAUGUUUAA